This is a messenger RNA of Nycticebus coucang (slow loris), 978 nucleotides long. Its product is annotated as olfactory receptor 10AC1-like. Gene Ontology annotation, cellular component: membrane. Lineage: Eukaryota; Metazoa; Chordata; Mammalia; Primates; Lorisidae. The record is from RefSeq and is a predicted model, not a curated record. Gene Ontology annotation, molecular function: G protein-coupled receptor activity; olfactory receptor activity. Gene Ontology annotation, biological process: G protein-coupled receptor signaling pathway. The transcript has a single exon. Bases 1 to 978 code for a protein of 325 amino acids.
AUGGACAGCGCUGGCAAUGCCACCGCGCCCGGCGGCUUUCUUCUUCAGGGCUUCUCCGAGUUCCCACGCCUGAGGCCUGUGCUCUUCCUGGUGCUGCUGGCGGUGCACCUGGCCACGCUGAGCGGAAAUCUGCUCAUCCUGGUGGCCGUGGCCUCGGUCCCCAGCCGGCCGCCCAUGCUGCUCUUCCUGUGCCAGCUAUCAGCCAUCGAGCUGUGCUACACGCUGGUGGUGGUGCCCCGCUCUCUGGCCGACCUGACUGUGCCAGGUCAUGCCCACGGCAGCCCCAUUUCCUUCCUGGGCUGUGCUCUUCAGAUGCAGAUGUUCGUGGCACUGGGUGGGGCCGAGUGCUUCCUACUGGCAGCCAUGGCCUAUGACCGCUAUGUGGCCAUCUGCUACCCGCUGCGCUAUGCAGCCAUAGUGACCCCUGGGCUGUGCGCGCGACUGGCCCUGUCUUGCUGCCUCGGGGGACUGGCGGUGUCCGUGGGGCUGACAGUGGCGGUCUUCCACCUGCCUUUCUGCGGUUCCCGCCUGCUGGUUCAUUUCUUCUGCGACAUCACCGCCCUGCUGCACCUGGCCUGCACACGGAGCUACACAGACGAGCUGCCCCUGCUGGGCGCCUGCCUGGUGCUGCUGCUGUUGCCCUCUGUGCUCAUCCUGGCCUCCUACAGCGCCAUCGCUGCCACCCUCCGCCGCCUGCGCUCCCCCGGGGGCCGGCGCAAGGCCGCCUCUACCUGCGCCUCGCACCUGGCAGUCACCUUCCUGCACUAUGGCUGUGCCACCUUCAUGUACGUGCGACCCAAGGCCAGCUACUCCCCGCGGCGUGACCGCACGUUGGCGCUGAUCUACACCAACGUGACGCCGCUGCUGUACCCGCUGAUCUACAGCCUACGCAACCGCGAGAUCAUCGCCGCCAUCCGUGGGGUGCUGCGGCUACCACCACCAGGCCAACCCCAGGGGCGGGGCCUGUGUGAGUCCUGA